Messenger RNA from Salvelinus sp. IW2-2015, 1887 nucleotides. RefSeq names its product splicing factor U2AF 65 kDa subunit-like. Gene Ontology annotation, cellular component: nucleus; nuclear speck; commitment complex. The record is from RefSeq and is a predicted model, not a curated record. Lineage: Eukaryota; Metazoa; Chordata; Actinopteri; Salmoniformes; Salmonidae. Gene Ontology annotation, biological process: mRNA processing. Gene Ontology annotation, molecular function: pre-mRNA 3'-splice site binding; poly-pyrimidine tract binding.
CCUAAUUCCUUGUGUCCGGUCUUGAUUCAAACAGAUGUUUAUUUGUAGCCUUGGUAGCUAAACUAACAAGAUCAAGUCAUUAAAUCUAGGUCCAAAAUGUCGGAUUUUGAUGAAUUCGAGAGGCUGUUGACUGAAAAUAAGAAAGAGCGGGACAAGGAGAAUCGGCACGGACGGCGCACACUGUCCCGCAGUCGCAGCCGAGAAAGGAAGAAGAGGAGCUGGGAAAGGAGGAAGAGUAGGGCAAGCCGCAGCGACAGCAAGGACCACCAACACAGGCGCAGCACACAGACUCAAAAACAAUCCCAAGAGACUGUUGUGAGUCGCUCUCCAGCUCUGCACAGAGAGAAGAAGAAAGUGAGGAAGUACUGGGAUGUUCCGGCACCAGGCUUCGAACAUAUCACCCCCCUGCAGUACAAGGCUAUGCAGGCUGCUGGCCAGAUCCCAGCCACAGCCCUACUGCCCACCAAGAUAACUCCAGAGGGGCUGGCCUCCACCCACACUUCUGUACCUGUGGUGGGCAGCCAAAUGACCAGGCAGGCCAGGAGGCUCUACGUUGGCAACAUACCUUUCGGAAUCACAGAGGAGGCUGUGAUGGAUUUCUUCAAUGCCCAGAUGCUCCUCGGCGGUCUUACCCAGGCCCCUGGCAACCCUGUUCUAGCUGUGCAGAUAAACCAGGACAAGAACUUUGCCUUCCUCGAGUUCCGCUCGGUGGACGAGACGACCCAGGCCAUGGCCUUUGACGGCAUCAUCUUCCAGGGUCAGAGCCUGAAGAUCAGAAGGCCUCACGACUACCAGCCCCUUCCCGGCAUGAGUGAAAGCCCCAGUGUCUAUGUACCAGGAGUGGUUUCGACCGUGGUGCCAGACUCAGCCCACAAACUCUUCAUCGGUGGCUUGCCAAAUUAUCUCAAUGAUGAUCAGGUAAAAGAGCUAUUGGUCUCCUUUGGACCUCUGAAGGCCUUCAACCUGGUCAAAGACAGCACCACGGGCCUCUCCAAGGGCUACGCCUUCUGUGAAUAUGUGGACGUCAGUUUGAAUGACCAAGCCAUUGAAGGGUUGAAUGGGAUGCAGCUGGGGGACAAGAAGCUCCUGGUCCAGAGAGCCAGUGUUGGGGCCAAGAACGCAGCUCUGAUAGGUAUGAACCAGACCCCGGUGAUCCUCCAAGUGCCAGGCCUGAUGCCCACCUCCAUGGCCUUGCUGGGUGGCCUGCCCACUGAGGUGCUCUGCCUGAUGAACAUGGUGGCUGUGGAGGAGCUGCUGGAUGACGAGGAGUACGAGGAGAUCGUGGAGGACGUCCGCGGUGAGUGCAGCAAGUACGGCCAGGUGAAGAGCAUCGAGAUCCCCCGGCCUGUGGAUGACCUGGAGGUCCCAGGCACUGGGAAGAUCUUUGUGGAGUUCAUGACCCUGUUUGACUCCCAGAAGGCCAUGCAGGCACUGACAGGCAGGAAGUUUGCCAACAGGAUGGUGGUGACCAAGUACUGUGACCCAGACGCCUACCACCGCCGAGACUUCUGGUAGACCUGAGAAGCAGAGAGAGGGAGAGAAGCAGAGUUUCAUGUUAUUUAUGUAAUGAUAUGAAUAUUUAUGACCAUCACAACACUCAACUUUUUGCACUUUUUUAAAAGAGGAGGCGUAGAAAGUUCAUUUAAGGCCACUUAUCACUGUAAAAUCAGCAGAAUUGGUUGAAGUAUUACUUUUGUCCUCGUCGCUUAUAAUUGUAUGAUUUCAUUCAAUGAAUCAAGUUCAAUCAUGAUUUUAACCAUUUUAUUUGUCCAUGCCUGAGCCUCAGGUACCAGUUGUUUAUUGUUACACCAAAUGACCAAAAGUAUGUGAACACCUGCUCAUCGAACAUCUCAUUCCAAAAUCAUGGGCAUUAAUAUGGAGUUGUUC